ACCUAUAUAUAUUCCACGUGUCUAUAUAUCGGUUAAUAUAUAUUAACUUCACGUAUAAAGUUGAAAGAAUAUACCUGAGAACAAAGAAAGAAUGUCCCACGAAAACAAACAUGUGGUCCCAACAAAAGAGAAAAUAGUAAAAAAGAAAAAUCUUGAAAUCAAGAUACAUUUUUUUUCAUAAAAAUAAAAAAUAAAAACCUCCGGUUGGGGUUUUCUAGUUACUUUUUUAUUUUAACCCACGUAGCCUUCGAGUUCACAAACAAGCUGACACGUCCACCCCCACUUGUCAAGCCCAACUUCCCCCACCAUGCCCUAAUAAACAAAAAAGUUACCAUACUUUAUUAACCGCUCAUCAUAAUUAUAUAUAUAAUUUCCCAUAUAUUCGAAAGAUUAAGGUUAGACAAGACUAUUAUGGCUCCGAAGAGAUCAUCAUCGAAGAACAAGAAGAGGAAGACCGUGUCUGUUAAGAAGGUGGUACGAGAAACUAUCGAAGUUGCUCUAGUUGUCGACACCAACAAUGACAGCAGCCACAGCCAUGAAUCUUUUAACAACACCAGUACUACUACUACUGCUACUACAACUACCACUAGUACUGUCGUUCCUAUAGUCCAUCACAAACCCCGAAAAGCUGCUACCAAGCAAGUUGUCGUAGACGGCGGCGUUUUGGAGAAGAAGAAGAAGAAGGAGGGGGAGGAGGGAAACGGCGGCGUUUUGGAGAAGAAGAGAGGUGGACCAAAGAGGAGGAAGACGGUGUUUGAUCAGGCGCAGGGAGGUGGGAGAGGGAAGGAGGAGUACAAGAGGUACGUGUUUAGGGUUCUGAAGCAGGUGCAUCCGGGGAUGGGGAUAUCGGCCAAGGCCAUGACGGUGGUCAACACCAUGAUGAACGACAUGUUCGAGAGGCUGGCCGAAGAGUCGGCCAAGCUGGUGAAGUACACUGGAAAGGUGACACUGUCGUCGAGGGAGGUUCAGGCGGCGGUCAGGCUGGUUUUGCCGGGAGAACUCGGCCGCCACGCCAUGGCCGAGGGCGCUAAGGCCGUUGCCUCGUACAUGUCUAGUUAA
Humulus lupulus (European hop) is the source of this 1059-nucleotide messenger RNA. RefSeq lists its product as uncharacterized. Lineage: Eukaryota; Viridiplantae; Streptophyta; Magnoliopsida; Rosales; Cannabaceae. Gene Ontology annotation, molecular function: structural constituent of chromatin; DNA binding; protein heterodimerization activity. Gene Ontology annotation, cellular component: nucleosome. The transcript has a single exon. The record is from RefSeq and is a predicted model, not a curated record. The coding region runs from base 412 to 1059 and encodes 215 amino acids. Gene Ontology annotation, biological process: nucleosome assembly.